AUGUCUUUUGCGCCGGGCGAACUGCCUGCGCAAUUUGCCCAGCACAACCUUAAUAUUGAUCGCAUUGAGGAUGCUGACUCGUGGUCUGCAAAGAGGUAUAACGUCGGUCCUCAAUGCAUAGAACCUGUGUACUUCUUCAACGUAGAGCACGAAUGUACUACACCUUUGUUGCGCUAUAUGAAAUGGGGUGUGACGCCAAAGUGGGCGAGCCAGAAACCACAGAGACUGUCCACGUUCAAUGCGAGGUACGAGAAUAUUGAGCACAGCAAGGUUUGGUCCCGCUGUCUUGAUCAUAGAUGUGUUAUUCCGAUAGAAGGCUAUUUUGAGUGGAAAACCGAGUCCUCAAAAAAUAAGCAACCGUGGUUCAUCCGUCGCAAAGACCAGAAACUGAUGUUUCUUGCUGGUUUGUACUCAGUUACGAGUGACGGCAAAUAUGAAUACACAGUCAUCACGAGGGAAGCCCCUAAACAGCUGGAAUGGUUGCACUCACGCAUGCCAGUCGUUUUGGAACCCGGGACAGAUGAAUUCAACAGUUGGCUGGGACUUGAAGACUCUAAUUGGGCCAAGCUGAGUAAACUGCUUAGGCCGCACGAGAAGGACGACCUUGAGUGGUAUAAGGUGAAGAAAGACGUUGGAAACGUGAAAAAUGACGGAGACGAUCUGGUAAAACCUAUCAAUCAGGAGAGCUUGCAGGGCUUUUUCAAAAAAGAAGACGCAAAGCCUACCAAAUGUGGGGCCGGAGACUCAAUGAAGGAUGAGGGCGAAAAUGAUUUUGCGUCCCAAGAGACUCUCACGCUUUCUCGCAAGGAGGGAGUUAUCAAAAAGGAGGAAAAAGAUAUAGAAGAAUCACCUACGAAGCGACCUCAGAGUUUGAGUUCUGCCACGCCAUCUCCGCGCAAGAAACAGCACACUAUAACAGAUUUUCUUCGGAAAUAA
Molecule: messenger RNA, 936 nt
Organism: Ogataea haglerorum
Lineage: Eukaryota; Fungi; Ascomycota; Pichiomycetes; Pichiales; Pichiaceae
Exons: 1
Coding region: 1-936 (311 amino acids)
Biological process (GO): DNA damage response
Molecular function (GO): single-stranded DNA binding
Source: RefSeq, a predicted model, not a curated record